Colletes gigas is the source of this 1154-nucleotide messenger RNA. Its product is annotated as THAP domain-containing protein 1-like. Lineage: Eukaryota; Metazoa; Arthropoda; Insecta; Hymenoptera; Colletidae. Bases 81 to 863 code for a protein of 260 amino acids. Gene Ontology annotation, molecular function: sequence-specific DNA binding. The record is from RefSeq and is a predicted model, not a curated record. The transcript has 5 exons.
GGGGAAUAUGAAGUCUGCGGAGUAUUGUGGUGUAUACGUGACGAGGGGAAGCUGGUUUUUGUUUCGCAAAGUACACAAAAAUGGCUAGAUGUGUAAUUUGUAAAAGGCCAAAAACUGUGCGUGGAUUAUCCUUUCACAGAUUUCCAAAGGAUGCGAAAAUAUUACAUCAGUGGCUCGUAAAUAUUGGCAUAGAAAACUAUGUUCCCACGGCUAACUCUGUUUUGUGCUCGAAGCAUUUUACACCAGAGUGUUUUGAACAGAACUACGUUCGUGUCAGGUUAAAGAAAAGUAGCGUGCCAACUCUGUUUAUGGAAGAAAACUAUAGAUCCAGCGAAGAUAGACCUUUGUCCGUAUCCGAGUCCAAAAUAAUCAUUCCAUCGUCUCAUGACCUUCACAGUUCUACGGAAAGUUUCCAAUUACAUAUACCAGAAAUAGUAAGCAAAAAUAUUAUCAUGCAACAUCAGCAUGAAGCUGCACCUUUGCCUGAAGUAAUUGUUAAAUCACCUCGUAAGAAGCUUCAUAAUCCUAAAAAAAGUUUUCAAAUACAUUUACCAGAUACACUGUGUACAAGCACCAAGAUUAUAAGGCUACACGAACAAUUCAUAGACAUGGUCAGGUGUGAUCAUAGCUAUAGUCGUAUGCCUGUAAAUUAUGAAAGGAAAAUAUUUGCUAUGCACGAAGCUUUACGUAAAACACGCAGGUCCAAUAAAGUUUUGAAACAGAAAGUAAAACGUCUACAGGAAACCGUUUCUUCAUUGAAGAACAUGAUCAACACUAUGCUGGUUGCAUACAACAAUCGUCAAAUGAAAUUACUAUCAACAAACGCGGUGCAAAAGAACAAAAAGAACCAGGCAAUCUGUUAAUGAAAAGAGCCAUCUACAAUUCUGUUGUACAAGUCAUCAUUAGGGAAGGUGGGUCAUAAAUUCUGUUACAGAAUUUAUGAAUGUACACUAUGCCUCAAAACUAAUAAACAGUCUUGAUAAACGUGAGUUUAUCGAAUGUUAUUUUUUCGAUGCAGCUUCUUCGAGUUAUAGAAUCACCAAACUACAAUUUUUAAUUAAAUAUUAUUGUACAUAUAAUGGAAAUUCCACAGUUAUUUUGUAAAUAUUUGUAAGUAAUGUAGAUUUAAACUGAUAAAUAUAUAUUACACUAAG